Stegostoma tigrinum is the source of this 5184-nucleotide messenger RNA. It is a transcript of the gene wdtc1, whose product is annotated as WD and tetratricopeptide repeats 1. The coding region runs from base 299 to 2317 and encodes 672 amino acids. Gene Ontology annotation, biological process: negative regulation of fatty acid biosynthetic process. Gene Ontology annotation, cellular component: Cul4-RING E3 ubiquitin ligase complex; cytoplasm. Gene Ontology annotation, molecular function: protein binding. NCBI's taxonomy places the organism in Eukaryota, Metazoa, Chordata, Chondrichthyes, Orectolobiformes, Stegostomatidae. The transcript has 16 exons. The record is from RefSeq and is a predicted model, not a curated record.
GCCGAAGUGGGCGAGGAGAGCGCGGUGAUGUUGUUUGUGUGCGCGGAAGGGGCCUAGCGGAGCCGGGACCGGAGACCAGCCUGAGCGAGCGAUCGGGGCAGGGAACCACGCACUUAGCGGCUACAUGGAGUCGCCAGUAGAAUCGGCGGAUUCCUGUGCUGUGUUGUGCUGUUCCUUGCCAGGAUUAAAUGUGGACUAUUUCUGUAUUUCUGCACUCUGUGUAAAACUGGGUGUUAAUCGACAGCACAGUGAGAAGCAGCAGAGCCGAUCUAUCCUGUGACCUUCUGUGCUAAGAGCAAUGGAGCCACUUAACAUAACGAAGGACAUUAUCCAGCGGCAGAUAAAGGAAAGGAACACUCUCCAAUUUGAACGCCGAUAUCAUGUCAUUGAUCCAUUCAUCAAGAGACUGGGCCUGGAGUGUGAGCUGGAGGGUCACUCUGGGUGUGUAAACUGUCUUGAAUGGAACGAGAAGGGCGAUUUGUUGGCCUCCGGAUCAGAUGAUCAACAUGCCAUUCUCUGGGAUCCCUUCAGCUGCAAGAAACUGCUGACCAUGCACACUGGACACACGGCCAACAUAUUCACGGUGAAGUUCCUUCCUCACUCAAACGACCGCACAUUGAUUACUGGAGCUGCUGACUCCAAGGUGCAUGUCCAUGACUUGACAGUAAAGGAAACCGUUCAUAUGUUUGGCGAGCACACCAACCGUGUGAAGCGAAUUGCAGCUGCUCCCAUGUGGCCUAACACAUUCUGGAGUGCGGCAGAGGAUGGAACAGUCCGGCAGUAUGACCUGAGAGAGAGCAGUAAGCGUUCACAGGUACUGGUGGACCUCACUGAAUACUGCGGGCAGCACGUGGAAGCUAAAUGCCUAGCCAUUAAUCCUCAGAACAAUAAUUAUCUUGCUGUCGGGGCAAGUGGUCCCUUUGUGCGAGUCUAUGACAUUCGUAUGAUUCACAAUCACAGAAAAGCAGCAAAGCAGAGCUCAAUCCCUGGGUUGCACACAUUUUGCGACAGGUACAAGUCUGUGCCAGAUGGAGCUGUUCAGUAUUAUGUGGCAGGUCAUCUCCCAGUGAAACAGCCUGAUUAUAACAAUCGCCUCCGUGUGCUUGUAGCCACUUAUGUAGCCUUCAACCCUGAUGGAACUGAGCUUUUAGUCAACAUGGGAGGGGAGCAGGUCUACUUGUUUGACCUGACGAAUAAGCAGAAACCCUACACUUUUCUGCUACCCAAGAAGUGCCACUCUUCUACUGAUUUGCAGAAUGGAAAAUCAGUUACAAAUGGAGUUACAAAUGGAAUUCAUCUCCACAGUAAUGGCUUCAGGCUGUCGGAAGCAUGGCCGCAAAGCAGUGUUCCCUUUGAAUUGCCACUUCAUUUAGAGAGGCUCAAACAGCAAGCAAAUGAUGCCUUCUCCCGACAACAAUGGACACAGGCCAUCCAACUUUACAGCAAAGCCAUUCAACAAGCACCCGGGAACCCCAUGCUUUAUGGCAACCGAGCAGCAGCCUUCAUGAAGCGCAAGUGGGAUGGAGACCAUUAUGAUGCCCUCAGAGACUGCUUGAAAGCAAUUUCUUUGAAUCCCUCUCACCUGAAGGCCCACUUCCGCCUAGCACGCUGUUUGUUCGAGUUGAAAUAUGUUACUGAGGCUCUGGAGUGCCUCGAUGACUUUAAGGGCCGCUUUCCUGAACAAGCCCACAGCAGUGCCUGUGAUGCAUUGGACCGAGACAUCAAGGCUGUGCUCUUUGCAAAGACUGACAACUCUGAUGAGAAGAAAGCAGGAACAACCACCCCAAUCCGCAUCCGGUCAAGUGGUAGGAAAGAUUCUAUCUCUGAUGAUGAAGUGAUUCUGAGGGAACGAGGUUAUGAUUACAAGUCACGGUAUUGUGGUCACUGUAAUACCACCACGGAUAUUAAAGAAGCCAACUUCUUUGGGAGUAAUGGCCAAUAUAUUGUCAGUGGUUCUGAUGAUGGAUCCUUCUUCAUCUGGGAGAAAGAGACAACAAACCUUGUUCGUGUUCUGCAGGGUGAUGAAUCGAUUGUAAACUGUCUGCAACCCCACCCGAAGCACUGCUUCCUUGCAACGAGUGGUAUUGAUCCUGUGGUUCGCCUCUGGAGCCCACGACCAGAAAGUGAAGAUCAAAAUGAGCGAGUAAUUGAAGACAUGGAGGGAGCUUCACAGGCAAAUCAGCGGCGAAUGAAUGCAGACCCCCUUGAAGUUAUGCUCCUAAAUAUGGGAUACAGGAUCACUGGACUAACUAACAGUGGGAUGGCUUCAGAUGAUGAGGAAAACUCUGAAGGCCAGGUGCAGUGCCGGCCAAGCUAAAUAGUGUCCCAGCAGUAACGUGCUUGGGACAGACCAGGGAACAACUCUCAUUUCAGAGUGUACGUGGCUGAAAACACUGCACUGUCCUCAGCUACGCACCAAAAGCUUUGUUCAGGAAGCAGUGACAGGGUUUGCAUUCUUUCCAACAUCCAUCAGACUCAUUUAUGGACGAGCCCUAUUCCGUCUGCAAAAGUCUGAGAGUGAUGCUGCUACCCUCUCAGGAACAGCUAACUGGGCCAAACCUGGCCUGGGACACAUACAAGAGACUUCAUGUUGUUUCUGGUGGUUGAAAAAGACUCCUUUGAUAAGCAGAUCUUUUUGUAAAUUGUCUAGAUGCUGCUUUCAGUUUGUAUAAAUGCUUCCUCCUCUAUCACAUUCAGUCCCUUUUGUAGUAAUGGAUUCUGCACAAUCCGUUAGAAAAACACAGGCCAAUAAUAUUGAGGUAAACUGCCCUCCCUUCAUAGCUCUGAAACCUUUAGAGCUGCAGGGCAUCCAGAUGCAGCCUUCGUUGCAGACAUGAGAGAAUCAUAAAUGGUAGUCAGUAUCAUUCUUGAGUCCCUCUGCUGCUUUUGGCCCAGUUUGCAACGUGCAUACAGAUUAUGUAGCUACACAACUUGACCUGGGGAUUGCUGCAUCAUGAGUGGGGGUUAUAAGAAUGUGAGCAUAUGUGAUGAAUUCACAAUGUAUAUGCAACAAAGUGACUGUCAAUGGUGAAGUAUGGGAGGCGUGUCAGAACUACCCUAACAUUGUAUCUGAACAGCUUGGCAAUUGGUUGUUGGGGAGGGGGUGCUGUUGUGCCUAUAUCCAUCUGUCUCUUGUACUAUCUAGGUGUGUAUUGUCUGGUUUUCUACACCCAGUCUUGGCUAUCUUUCCACUUCCUCAGUGAAAGAGACUGCUUAAAAUUCAACUCUCUAAGCACUGAUUCUGUGAACAAUUUUGCAGUCUGUUCACAGCCUCUGGCAUUUGCAACAUGUGAUGCUGCCCUCUCCUGGAAUGCACUUUUCAUGGGUGUCCCCAGAACUCUGCAUUGUAAUACCAAGCUCCAGGCUGUUGAGAACUUGGGAUCAAAUAUUCUAUUUGCAGACCUGAUUUAAGAAGAAUGGUGGUGGGAUGGGGGAGGAUUUGAGCAUCUUGUUUCUUCUGCUGGCUGCUGCUUUUUGAUUUUCUGGUUCAAUGUGUGAGUGAAUUUAAGUAUUGAGCUGUCAGCUUUGAGAAGAAAUAGAAAUGUCAUCAGUAAAGCUUGGGACGGGAUGUUUGAUUUAGUUCUCAUGAUGACUAAUUUGCUGUUCAUGCUAUCAGAUUUUGUUGGACAUUCAAGUAGAAGUUGUAGCGUAUAUUGAAGAGAAUGUUUCUUUGUUUGUUUCUUUGUUUGUUUUAGUUCUGGGUAAAUUGGGCAACUGUGAAAGGUAGGUAAGAAGAGGGGAGCAAGCUUUUGCAGUAGGUGCUAAUUGAAACCAACACCAAACUGUAGCUAUUCUGUUGUAGCACAUGAUCCAAGAAAUAUUAGCAAGCAGAAAUGGAGUGCCCACCCUGACUGGCAGAAUGGGUCAGCAAGCGGUUAUUCUACCUCUGGAACCGAGUGAGACCCAACGAAAAGAGGGGAUCCUGCAUUUCAGUAUAUAGAGUUUCAGAAGGUUCCACUCGGUGAGCAGAACUCCGUUAUCUAAAUGAAAGUGUCCACAGAGAUGGCAGAUAUGGGAAGUGACGUGUUAAUGACAUGGCAUGGGAUAAUGUUCUGUGGUGGUGUGUGUGAUUAAAGGUGUGCUGUUUUAAAAGGACAUGGUAUAAAGAGGCAUUCUAUAUAGCAAGAAGUGGGGAAUAAGGUGCUGUACAUUGACAUUUGUGACAAAUGAUACCUAAGUGUGUAUGCAUUGCUAUGAGAAUUUUAAUCACCAUUGACCAGUUCACUUCCUGGACAAAGAUUGAUUGCAUACAGAGGCUCCUGUGCUCCAAGUUCUAUUUGUUUUUUUUUAAAAGGCAUGUCCAUUUACAUCACACUGAAUUGAAGGUGAGUUUGUGUCAUAGUGGUCACUUGGAAUGAUUUGAUCAUCUUUUUAUUUUGAUAGUCAGUUAUUUGCUACUUCCAUAAAAAGCAAUAGCAUCAUUGGCUGCAGUCUGCAAAGCUGUUAAAAAUUCCUUUUGCCUAUUGAGUAAAACCUAAACAUGACUUGUUCAGUUGCUGAUAAUCUGCCAAUGCCCUAGCAGUUAUUGUCCAGGGGUAUGCUGUAGCCACCUGAUCAUUGAAACUAGUGAUCAGUUUCUGAGAGAGUGAGCUGCUGAGUAUUUGCAUUCAGGUGUUUUCUGAAAUCUUCCCUUAGGGCUGUAGGGUUAGAAUUCAACCAGUAGGUGACCAACAGGAGAAUAAAGGUCUAAUCCCAGAUCAGACACUGGUGGAGAAGCGGUCUUGAUUGAAAUUUUGCCAGAACUCAUGUUUUAUUACCAGCCACUUCCACCAACAGCUCUUAUGUCUGUGACUGUGAUUGUUAAAUUAUAUUUCUAAGUAUAAUUUUAGGUUUUGAUGGGAUUGUUGCUUGUUUGCAAUUGUUUGAAAGCCUUGGUCUGAAGCUGUAACUCCAUGUGGUCAGUGUGUUAAAUGGAAAAGUAGACCACCAGUGGAUGGAGUAGGUGGAUGGGUUUAGUCAGUGUACUAAAUAGUGCUCUGCAUUAAUAGUCUUCCCACUCCUCCCACUCAAUUCAUGAGCUCAGUGCCAAUUGUGUGUUUAAAUCUCACUCAGUUUGUUGCUCCUAUCCUCGUCUGUGAUUUGAUGAGGAAUUAUCCGUGGGAAGCUGCUAACUGUAAAAAAAAAAUUGUUAAUCCACGGUUGUGAUGACUUUAAAGCCAGCAUUAAAUGGCGAGUUUAGCAGAA